This is a messenger RNA of Phragmites australis (common reed), 726 nucleotides long. RefSeq lists its product as uncharacterized. Lineage: Eukaryota; Viridiplantae; Streptophyta; Magnoliopsida; Poales; Poaceae. The record is from RefSeq and is a predicted model, not a curated record. Bases 1 to 726 code for a protein of 241 amino acids. The transcript has 2 exons.
AUGUCGAUCGUACCUCGGGACGAGGUGGCGCGGGAGAGCGGCGGUGGGCCGUUCCUGUACCCGCAGUUGACGGUGACAAACUACACGAGCUGGGUGGCAAGGAAGAAAACUACGAAGGAGGUCUGGGAUUAUCUCAAGACAAGGUUUGUCGGUGCGGAUCGUGUCAAGAACGCACGACUUCUAACAUUGAAGAGCGACUUCAAUGCCAUGUGCAUGCAGGAGGGAGAGAACCUGAACCAGUACACCGGAAGGCUCAACAGCAUGUCUGUCAGGUACGCAAACCUAGGGGAGAUGCUCGACGACGCUACAUUGGUCAAAAAGCUGUUCGACACCGUGCCGAAUCGAUUCCUAAGUGUAAUCACCGGGAUUGAGCAGUUCUACGACCUCGAUAAGAUGCCGUUCGAGGAAGCCGUGGGGUGGCUUAAGGCGUUUGAAGAACGUACUCGCCCGCGUGCAACCGGCGGCAAUAGCAUCAGCGACAGCCAGCUCUUGUUCACUCAGGCUGAGUGGCAGGCGCGGCAGAAGAAGGAUGGUUGCAACUCCUCAUCAAGCAACAAGGGCAAAUCCCACCUUGCUGCAGAUAGCAGCAACUGUGGCCGGGGUGGUCGUGGACGCGGCAGAUUCCAUAGCAGAGGUGGUUGCGGCGGGAUGUCGCGCAAUGACGAGGAGAGCGGCUCGGGCGGCGGUUGCUGCAACAAGAGCCACAUCAAGUGCUACAACUACUAA